AUGCGUUAUGCUGUCCUUGUUACAGGUCCAGCAGGGGCUGGAAAAUCGACGUUUACUGGCGCAUUUCUCAAUCACCUGCGGCUUUCGAAACGGACUGCACACCUCGUCAAUCUGGACCCCGCCGCAUCGCCUACAAGCUUCGAGGUCGAGCCGGUCAUUGACAUCAAGGAUCUGGUCAGUUUAGAGGACGUAAUGAGCGAACUCGAGUACGGUCCGAAUGGUGGUUUGGUGUACUGCUUUGAAUAUCUGCUCGAGAAUAUGGACUGGCUGGAAGAGGAACUUGGCGGCUAUGAUGAUGACUAUCUCAUUUUUGACUGUCCUGGUCAAAUCGAGCUUUACACUCAUCAUCCCUUCCUGCCGACUCUUGUCCAAAACCUUGUCAGGAUGGGAAUACGCGUCUGUGCCGCGUAUCUCAUUGAAUCCCAAUUCAUGGAGGACCGCUACAAGUUCUUCAGCGGUGUGCUGUCCGCGAUGUCGGCAAUGGUCAACCUCGAAAUCCCAUGGAUAAAUGUCAUGUCCAAGAUGGAUUUGGUAACAAAAAGCACGGAUGACGAGUCAGGAGGAGCGAGGAAUGGCAUACGACACCGGAAAGACAUUGCGAGGUAUUUGGACCCUGACCCUUUACUACUUGCCACCCGAAGAGGCGAAGAAGGAAAUGUCUCGAAUCCCCGAUUCCACGCCCUGAAUCAAGCCGUAGUUCAACUAAUAGAGGAUCAUCCCCUUGUGUCUUUCCUCCCGCUUGAUCUGACCAACCCUGAUUCGUUGGAGACGGUGAUAAGCCAUAUCGACUACACGAUGCAGUACGGAGAAGACGAGGAACCCAAAGAGCCUCAUGAUCUGGACGAAGGGGACUUCCAGGACAUGGAGUGA
Cyclocybe aegerita is the source of this 870-nucleotide messenger RNA. Lineage: Eukaryota; Fungi; Basidiomycota; Agaricomycetes; Agaricales; Hemipholiotaceae. The record is from the annotation of a GenBank genome assembly.